Bombyx mandarina (wild silkworm) is the source of this 1483-nucleotide messenger RNA. RefSeq names its product U3 small nuclear riboprotein factor 55K (gene U3-55K). Gene Ontology annotation, molecular function: U3 snoRNA binding; protein binding. Lineage: Eukaryota; Metazoa; Arthropoda; Insecta; Lepidoptera; Bombycidae. The record is from RefSeq and is a predicted model, not a curated record. Gene Ontology annotation, cellular component: small-subunit processome.
AUUAUUUAUGAUAAAUGCAUAGAUAACACACAAUAUAGAUACACGGCAGGAAAGGAACAGUGUGUGUUUUGAUAGUGUCGUGUUUUUUAAAUCAAAAGUUCGUUAAAAACCUUUGAAAUGUCGUCUUCGUUCUUCCUCAAAGGCAAAUCUAGACAAGUUCAAAAAAGAAAAGGAGAAAAAAUAAAAAAGAAACCUGCGAAGAAAUCGACACUUCCUAACCUAGAAAACGGACACGAAUCGUCCGAUAGUGACUUAGAUUUAAAGAAAUUUUCAGAUGCAGAAGAAUCUGAAAGUGAUCAUGAGACAGUGGAGGAAAAGAAAUUAAGGUUAGCUAAAAAAUACUUAGAGGAAAUUGAGAAAGAAGAAGCUAAACGAGCCGAAGAAAAGGAGAUCGAUGAUGCAGUCCAAAAACGUUUACAAAGAGAUUAUCUUGAACAGAGAGGGAAACUUAAACUGGAACUUGCUGAUAAAUAUCAGGCACCUACUGACAGCGAUGUCAAAGUCAUACGAGCUAAAGAACAUCGACUUACUCUCACAUGUGUUUGUAUCAGUAAUGAUAGUACCUUAGUAUUUACAGGCAGUAAAUGUAGCACAAUUGUUAAAUGGAGUAUCAAAGAAAAGAGAAAAGUUGGUACAUUAACAUAUAAAACCCACUCGAAUUUCUUAAAAGGUGGCAUUACUAGUUUAGCUAUAUCAACAGAUUCAAAAUAUCUCGCAUCAUCCGACGAGUCAUCCAACAUUCAAAUUUGGGACCCAAUAACCUUUAAGCAUAUACACACAUUUAAAGGACACAAAGAUUCUAUCAUAGGUCUAGUUUUUAGAAAGAAUACACAUGACAUGUACUCUGCAAGUAAAGAUCGCUCUGUAAAAAUUUGGUCAUUAGAUGAAAUGUCUUAUGUGGAAACACUUUUUGGUCAUCAAACUCCAAUAUCAUCCAUUGAUGCAUUAACAAGGGAGAGAGCAAUAACAUCUGGUGGCAGGGAUAGUACAAUUAGAAUUUGGAAAAUAGUAGAGGAAUCACAGCUAAUAUUCAAUGGCCCUGUAGGUAGUCUUGAUGAAGUGAAACUUUUGGAUGAAGAACAUUUUGUGUCUGGUAGUGAUAAUGGUUCCAUUUGCCUAUGGAGUGUCUUGAAGAAAAAACCAUUAUAUAUAGUCCCAGAGGCCCAUGGCACCGAAAAUGAUGUUCCCAGGUGGAUCACUAGCCUUGCAACUUUAUUAAAUUCAGAUAUUUUUGCAUCUGGAUCUUGGGACAAUCAAAUCAGACUGUGGAAAAUUUAUGACUCUUAUAAGAAAGUUCAGCCUUUGUUCAGUAUAGAAAUAAAUGGUUGUAUUAACUGUAUGCAGUUUACUUGCGAUGGUAAUCAAUUAUAUGUGGCAGUGGGACAAGAACACAAAGCUGGGAGGUGGUUUAAGUUGUCAUCUGUCAAAAAUGGUCUUGCAAUUGUUAAUUUUAAAAUAAAAUAAACUUAAAUAAGCAUCUAAU